AUGUCUCAACCACUAUUCUAUUACACAUGGGAACUCGCGCAGCAGCUAGUCGGCAAAUUCGCGAACAAUGCGGUGUGGCACACGGACGAGAAGGUGGAUAGGAGGACAUGGGCAAAAAAGCCCAGCCAUUUCCAUAAUCUGUACUUCAGCAUGGCUCAUCGCCGUUUAAAGUCAGUGGCCAAGCCGCUUGCCCUCCUGCUCUCGUUAUUACCGUAUGGCAACACAUCACCAACGCCACCAUGCAGUACACCCCCCGGAGUGCAGAUUCCCAAGACAGGAGCUGUUGCCUCUCAAAGCACUGUCUGCAGUAAUAUAGGUAUCCAAUUGCUCAAGGACGGUGGUAAUGCUGUCGAUGCUCUUGUGGGUACCGUCUUCUGCGUUGGUGUUAUUGGGAUGUAUCACAGCGGAAUUGGUGGCGGCGGCUUCUUGCUAAUGAGACUGAGCAACGGCACGUAUGAGUUUGUCGACAUGCGCGAGACUGCUCCAGGUGCCGCUACUCAAGACAUGUACAACAAGGAUGAAAAUCUCAGCUUAUACGGCGGAAUGGCAAGUGGUGUCCCUGGAGAGCUUCGAGGAACAGAGUACAUACACGAUAGAUAUGGCGCUCUUCCAUGGGCUCACGUAAUAAAGCCGUCCAUUGAGGUUGCCAGGAAUGGUUUUGAGGUGACCGAGGACUUGAUUAGCACCAUCAAGCAGACGUCACCAAACAACUUUCUCACAGAAGACCCAGCAUGGGCUAUUGACUUUGCUCCCAAGGGACGCCUCGUCAGGCUGGGCGAGACAAUGACACGCAGGCGAUAUGCCGAUACCCUGGAGGCAAUUGCUCAACAUGGCGCCGAUGCGUUUUACACCGGGCCUAUUGCCAAUGCCACGAUUCGCGCAUUGAAAGCUGCUGGUGGAAUCAUGACACUGGAGGAUCUGAAGAACUAUACUGUUGCUAUCAGAGAACCCCUGCAGAUCAACUAUCGCGGGUACAAACUCACCAGCACCAACGCUCCCUCAAGUGGUGCCGUAGCACUGAGCGCUUUGAAUACUGUUGGCGGGUUCGAUGGAUUCAACGACCCUUCACAGGUGAAUUUGACGACACACCGGCUGGAUGAGGCUAUCCGAUUUGCCUACGGCCAGCGCACUGAGCUUGGAGAUCCGUCAUUUGUUGAUGGCAUAGACAAAUACACCAAGGAGAUGAUUUCCGCCAAAACUGGAGCUGAGAUUCGCUCCAAGAUUUCCAAUUAUCGGACGCAAAACGUGUCUUACUAUGAUCCUAAAGGCUUGGAAUCUCUCGAGACUCCGGGAACAUCUCAUAUUGUCGCUGCUGAUGCCAGCGGAAUGGCCGUCUCAAUGACCACCACUAUCAACUUACUCUUUGGAUCAACUGUCAUCGUUCCAGAGACGGGCGUUAUCAUGAACGAUGAGAUGAACGACUUUAGCAUUCCUGGCCUUAGCAACAGCUUCGGCUAUAUACCCAGUCCAGCUAAUUAUAUCCGCCCUGGAAAGCGUCCUCUAUCAUCCAUUUCUCCCAUCAUUGCAGAGACUGCGGACGGCAAGCUUUAUCUCGCACUUGGCUCUGCUGGAGGCAGCCGCAUCAUUACUGCUAAUAUCCAGAACACGGUUCAUGUCAUUGAUGGCAAUAUGACAACUGCUGAGGCGCUGGCCCAGCCGCGUUUGCAUGAUCAGCUUGUUCCCGAUCGGGCAACUUUUGAAUACGCAUAUGAUAACCAGACUGUGGCGUUCAUGAAGUCACUUGGCCACAAUAUUACGUGGGUUGCGCCGGGACAAAGUACAGCACAAGCUGUGAGAUUGCUCCCCAACGGAACGUUUGAGGCAGCAGGAGAGCCAAGGCAGGUGUCCUCUGGAGGCUUUGCGAUUUGA
Molecule: messenger RNA, 1869 nt
Organism: Trichoderma gamsii
Lineage: Eukaryota; Fungi; Ascomycota; Sordariomycetes; Hypocreales; Hypocreaceae
Product: gamma-glutamyltranspeptidase
Exons: 3
Coding region: 1-1869 (622 amino acids)
Biological process (GO): glutathione catabolic process
Cellular component (GO): plasma membrane
Molecular function (GO): glutathione gamma-glutamate hydrolase
Source: RefSeq, a predicted model, not a curated record